Priapulus caudatus is the source of this 956-nucleotide messenger RNA. RefSeq names its product aldehyde dehydrogenase family 8 member A1-like. Bases 35 to 343 code for a protein of 102 amino acids. NCBI's taxonomy places the organism in Eukaryota, Metazoa, Priapulida, Priapulimorpha, Priapulimorphida, Priapulidae. Gene Ontology annotation, molecular function: oxidoreductase activity, acting on the aldehyde or oxo group of donors, NAD or NADP as acceptor. The record is from RefSeq and is a predicted model, not a curated record. The transcript has 3 exons.
AGUAAUCACUAACAUUGCCGACACACACAAAUGCAUGCAGGAUGAGAUAUUUGGACCUGUUACCUGCAUUGUACCAUUUGAAGCUGAGGAGGAGGUGAUCAUCAGAGCGAACAGUGUCAAGUAUGGUCUCUGUGCCAGUGUCUGGACACAGAAUGUUAGUCGAACACACCGUGUUGCUCAAAAGCUGGAGGUUGGUACAGUGUGGUGCAACUGCUGGCUGGUCAGGGACCUUAACAUGCCUUUUGGAGGGAUCAAGGCAACUGGAAAUAGUUUUGAUGGCUUGAAUGAAUCAUUUGAAUUUUACACGGAACCGAAAUCCAUUUAUGUAAAGGUCUAUGAAUGAGAAAUGCAUUCGCAGAUAUCAACAGUAUGUGGCGCGGUUAUAUAGGUUUAUGCCCGGUUGGCCUACUCCAAUUACACCUACUGUGAAAUUCACAUUUCGUCUAUACUCUAUAGUAAAACCCCCAGUUAGUCUACACCCAUUUCGCCUACUCCCAAUUUGUCUACACUAAAAAUCUACCCCAUUCCCAUUUUGUCUACUAUCAAUUUGUCCACUAAAUCAUUUAUAAGUGUAACUAUGGUUUUGAUUGACAUACAUGGACUACAGGAACCAAAAGAAGACACAAAUAAUGAGAAUAUAACUUGACAAAAAUAGAAAAUACGGUGUAGGAAUGUACCAAAUUCUAACUUAGUCUACUCUCAAAUUGUCUAAUAAAUAGACAUAUAUACAUGUCAAAUGCAGGGCUGACAAGCCUCAUGCUUUUGGCAUGAGACUUACGGAAUUCACCACAAUCUCACGCUCUCACGCACAUUUCUGAUAGUCCCCGAAAAUCUCACGCAAUAAGCCAGUUCAUAGUUACAGUCUGUGCGCGAACUUAGCCACGAAUUCUUUCGGGUCAGGUCAUUUGUGACAAAAUAUUUCGUAUUUCGAUCGUACGGUGCACAAACGCAUGCAU